Molecule: messenger RNA, 2405 nt
Organism: Trichosurus vulpecula (common brushtail)
Lineage: Eukaryota; Metazoa; Chordata; Mammalia; Diprotodontia; Phalangeridae
Gene: IDI1
Product: isopentenyl-diphosphate delta isomerase 1
Exons: 5
Coding region: 290-1207 (305 amino acids)
Biological process (GO): isoprenoid biosynthetic process; isopentenyl diphosphate biosynthetic process
Cellular component (GO): cytoplasm
Molecular function (GO): isopentenyl-diphosphate delta-isomerase activity
Source: RefSeq, a predicted model, not a curated record
AGAACCACUAGACCGAGCUUUUGACCACCCCCGCGCCGCACGAAUCCUUGGGCUGAGCUCCUCCGCCUGCUCCCUCGGCUCGGCUCGGCUCGGCUCGGCAAGGCUCCUCUUCCUCCACCUACUCCCCACACCCUUCCCCACUUCGCUCAGCCUCGGGAGGGCGCCGCCGACCGAGAGGCAGACGCGAGGGCGGGCCUGGUAAGGACGCCUUCGCUCUCGCCAGCUGUGGAGCCAUCAGGCGAUCGGGCUACGUAAGGCUCGGGACGGCCCGCGAUUGGUCGGCGCGAGGAUGUGGCGCGGCGCGGCGCGGCUGGCGUUGGUCCGAGCGCUUGGGGGCGGGGCCUGGGCCCCCGCCGGGGGGCGGGGCUGGGGCGCGUCCCAGUCGCUCUUGAGCAGCCGCGGCGGUUUCGGGGUUGAGGCCGCCCGCUCCUUGUUCAGUUGCGAGUUUGGCGGAGCGGAGUCGCAGCGCCAGACCCUCGGCGGGAGCGCAGGCUUCUUGGGAAGGAUUAAACAGAUUGCAACAAUGCCAGAAAUAAACACUGACAAUCUUGAUAAGCAGCAAGUUCAGCUCCUUGCAGAGAUGUGCAUUCUUAUUGAUGAAAAUGAUAAUAAGAUUGGUGCAGAGACUAAAAAGAAUUGCCACCUGAAUGAAAACAUCGAUAAAGGAUUAUUACAUAGAGCUUUUAGUGUCUUCUUAUUUAAUACUGAAAACAAGCUAUUACUGCAACAGAGAUCAGAUGCUAAAAUUACUUUUCCAGGCUGUUUUACAAACACUUGUUGUAGCCAUCCACUAAGCAACCCAGUAGAACUGGAAGAAAAUAAUGCCAUUGGAGUAAGGCGGGCAGCUCAGAGACGUUUAAAUGCUGAACUAGGAAUCCCUAUGGAACAGGUCCCUCCAGAAGAUAUAUCCUAUCUAACACGAAUCCACUACAAGGCACAAUCUGAUGGGAUUUGGGGAGAACAUGAAAUUGAUUAUAUCUUGUUUGUGAGGAAGAACGUAACCUUAGAUCCAGAUCCUAAUGAGAUUAAAAGCUAUUGUUAUGUGACCCAAAAAGAACUAGAAGAACUCUUGGGAAAAGCAGCUAAUGGUGAAAUUAAGAUUACACCCUGGUUCAAAAUCAUUGCCGAGACUUUUCUUUUUAAAUGGUGGGAUAACUUGAAUCACUUGAAUAGAUUUGUUGAACAUGAGAAAAUUCAUAGAAUGUAAAAAUGUGGGUCUAUAAAACUCCACAUUAAAGUCAUUUUAAAAUCACCUUGUUCUCUUUUAUGAGGACUGUCAUAGUUGAUAUGCUGUUCAAAUAUAUAGAAAGACCACUGACCAGGUGAAUUGUAUGUCUUAGGUGUACACAUGGCCGAAAGGUGUAUACAUGUGGAAGAUUUUUUAUUUAAAAACUACACAUGCCUGUAGACACACUCACAGUUUUGCUAGAUUAAAUUCUUUUAACGUGUGCCUAAAAAACUAUUUGUGGCAAAUUUACACAAAUUAAGUUUUAAUAUGAUUGAGACAGAUUUUCAGUAUCUUGGUUUCUAUUAUGGUUCACAUAGAAGUAUUUGUGUAAAGGAGGAAUAUGUUUGCUUCUAAAAUAUUGAUUCCCUUCUUACAUGCUUGGCUGUAAUAAUUUCAGUGUAACUGUAUUAAACUAGUACAGAAGAUUCUAAGGAAAUGACGAUGUCUCAGAGCUAUGGUUUCUUUAACCUCUAUUCUGAGUGAAAAUGGGGGUUAGUCAUUUUGGAAAUGGGUCUUUUAAAAAAAGGAAGAAAAGAAAGUAGUUUUAAGUUUUACAACUGCUCUUUGUAUAAAUACUUGAAUUCAAACGCACUAUUCUAGGGAGAAAUAACAGGACAAAACCUUUUUUAAAACGUUUCUCAGCUAGGUAGAUUUUUCAUAGCAAAGUUUUCAAAAUCAAAAUGACUGCAACUAUUUAUGAACUAGAAAUGUGGAUCAGAAAACGUAGAGAGCAUGACUUGAAGAGAACAAAGCUUGACAUGUAUUUUAAGAUAGUAUAGAGUAAGACGUUGUGUGAACUAGCCUGACCCAAGUGAAUUUAGGUUAUUGAAGUAAUAAGAUAUUGCAGUUUAAAAUUUUACCUUCUGGUUUCCUUGAAUACCAUUUGAAACUUUGGGACAUUUUUAACCAAUGUUAAUUGUUAACCAUAAAAGUUAGUCUAACAAAAGAUGAAGAGAAAAUUUUAAAUUUGCUUCCUAAACCUGUGAUACACAGUGGGAGUGGGGGAGGGAGAAUCAUAUGUCCUUAAACUUUAACAUGUAUUUAUUUAUAGUUUCUAAAUGAUUAUAUUGAACCUUUUUUGUCCUGCUAAUCUGUAUACAGCAUGACUUAGAAUGGAUUUAUUUUACUAAACAAAGUAUAGAAAUCAAUAAAGGAAUUUUCACAUUCUUUAAACUUU